AUGUCCAACGAUGGCCAGACAGAGGAAGAACAAGCAGCGGCUACCUCCGGAGCAGCGGUCGUCCUUCUGGAGUGCACUAAGGCAGUCGAAGACUACCGCGGCGGCACGAUCAACAAGGCACAAGCCCUCCUUGUUAUCGCGACUCAGCUCGUCGGCGCCGAGACCCAGUCGAACGGAACCCCCGGCGACAGCGCUACCAUACAGUCGUACCUCGCCAUGCUCGAUGAAAGAACGGAACGCGAGCGUCGAGCCGCCGGUACGCCUGAGUCUAUUCGAGCGCCUGAACCCAGCCGGUCUCGCGAGUCGAGCGAGGAGAUGGACGAACAGCCGUCAAAACGAGCGAAGGUCGACCCCGCCUCGUACGCCUGGGCCGCGUCCGAGUUCUUGCUCGAGUCGCAGUUGCACCCCCACGUCGCCCGAACACUCGAACUCAUACGAGUGUACGGAGAGGACCUCGCUCAAGCCAAGCGUCAUAUCAACUCGUCAGCCGCCGCGCCCGAGUUCCCGGAAGCAGAGUGGGCGAACGUUCUCACCGGACGCGCGAUCGAUCUCGACCACGUCUUCGCAGGGCGCUACACACCCGGAUCAGAGGAGAAGGUCUCCGAGCGCAUCGGGGAGCUCGAGCUAUCCUACAGAGCGCCCGUCCCUGCUAAAAAGAUUAGCAACUUUGGCGACUGGGUCUUCGCUUGGAAGCGCGCGUCAGUCGCGGUCACGUUCGCGUUCCCCCAUCGGCGCGAGGAACUGGACGACUACGGCGAGUACAUCAUCGGACUGUUCGGCGCGCUCGCGCCAGAAGUCCACACGCGCGUCCUCGACUUCGACCGCGCCGUGCGCAAGCGCGUCGGGGCAGCUAGGCGAUACUUGCUUACCGACAUCAACAACUUUGCCGACCUCCGGCUCCAGUACAUCGACGCAUGCGGAGCGAACGUGUACCGCGCACAAGCGUCCGCGCGCGACGGAGGACCAGUCGCGCGACGCCCCACUGGAGGGCGCCAAAAGGACGCGUGCCGCCGAUGGAACAGCGAAGAGGGCGCCGGUUGCCCUAGCAGGGCCGGCGAGUGUCCGUACAGACACGCAUGUUCAGCCUGCGGAGCUCGGGGGCAUAAGCGACACGAAUGCGCUAAGAACGCGCGUGCCGCAUGA
Trametes versicolor FP-101664 SS1 is the source of this 1143-nucleotide messenger RNA. RefSeq lists its product as uncharacterized. The record is from RefSeq and is a predicted model, not a curated record. The transcript has 2 exons. Lineage: Eukaryota; Fungi; Basidiomycota; Agaricomycetes; Polyporales; Polyporaceae. Bases 1 to 1143 code for a protein of 380 amino acids.